GUGUCAUUGAGUUUCACUUAAUAACCUUUUAUUUGUGUGGAAAAUAUAUAAAACUAUAAAACAUUAACUUAAAACGUUUUAGCUUAUAUUAAAGAAAACAGAUUUAACAAAAUAUGAAACAGUGUGUCGUGUUGGUUCUCAGUGUUUUGGGAAUGGACGUUUUAUGUGUAUCUGGAAAGUCCUUCCAAUAUUUAGAAAGUGCCCAAAAUUUCGGACAAAACAACCUGUGCAAGACCCAUGACCAGAGACAGAUGCUUCAGAGAGCAUUAAUUGACAAGGUCUGCUCAUUAUCUGAUAAGCAGAGCAACACAGGCUUAACAAAUGAUGACUUCAUGCUGUACGUAGUCCGCAGUCUUUGCAAAGAUACAGGUGGCUGGCUCGCGGAUUGGGUGCUCAAACACGUUGAUACGGAUGGUGAUGGACGGGUAUCCCAUUUUGAGAAAAAUAUGUUCUACAAUAGCUACAGGCUUUCGCCAAACUAG
Messenger RNA from Mya arenaria, 482 nucleotides. RefSeq lists its product as uncharacterized. The record is from RefSeq and is a predicted model, not a curated record. The coding region runs from base 114 to 482 and encodes 122 amino acids. NCBI's taxonomy places the organism in Eukaryota, Metazoa, Mollusca, Bivalvia, Myida, Myidae. The transcript has 5 exons.